This is a messenger RNA of Closterium sp. Yama58-4, 1647 nucleotides long. Lineage: Eukaryota; Viridiplantae; Streptophyta; Zygnematophyceae; Desmidiales; Closteriaceae. The record is from the annotation of a GenBank genome assembly.
AUGAGGAAUUUGUCAAGACUUGGCCCCUUCGCCUCCCCAAGCCACAUUGCCGCCGCCGUCACUUCCCCUCCUCCCCCGCGCCCUCGAUGGCCUCGGUCUUGCAUCUCGUACUCCGAUGAGGAAGAUGCGUGUUCGAGUGGUCUCGGGAAUGCCGAUUGCUGCGAUCAUGCGAUUUCGCCGCCCACUGGAAAACCUUUCUGGUUCACCGUGCUAGCUUCGAAGAGCUUUGUCCGCGGAUGCGCGAAGAGAAGCCUAUGGUGGCUGAUGCUGGCCGUCGUCGCUGCGUCACUAACUGCUAGAAUAUUCUUCUCGGGCCCGACUCUUGGUUGCAUGGUCGAUCCGUCGCUUGACACAGCCCACCCUGCCUGGAACGAGUCCGCAACAGUCCCGUUGCGCCAGUUCCUCCUCCGCCGCACACCAUCAGGGGACGGCGGAAGCGUCGCCGUCGCCCCGUGGCGCAUGUGGGGCUGCGAUAUGGGGGAUCGGCGCGGAGAAAGGGCGGAAGUACGGGCGGGGCUGGGUUUGGAUAGCGUGGUGGUACGGACCUCGGCGGAAGCGACGGGGAACUUGGUCGGCGGAAGCGAAGAGGUGGAGGGGGAGGGAGCAGAGUGGGUGGGGUUGGGGGAUGGGGUAGCGGCGCGGGGAAAAGGGAGAAUUAGUGAUGCUGGUUCUAACAAGGACGGGGAGAAAGGAGGGGGAGAGACGGAGAAUAAAAUGAUUGUGAAAGAACGUGUGAGCCACAUGGGCAUGGAGGGCGGAAGCGGGGAUGUGAAUGAAGGGGUGUCGGCUGAAGAACAUGUGAUGGGCGAGUUCGGGUAUGAGCUGAUUGCCGUCCUCCCAUUCGCCUACUGGCACCACUUGAACGGCUCCCUCCGCUCCACCACCUCCUGUGGGCGGCAUUCAUUGGCCUCACUCUACUAUUUCAGCCCCAACCACACAGAUGAUGCCACGUGUCAUCGAAGUGACAUGAAGGACAAUGUCACUGAAUAUGGGUUUCCUCACGGCAUUCAUUAUAGCCGCAUUCCACCAACCUGGCAGCCGCCUCCACUUGCCCAGUACUUCAGGAAGCUUCCCUCUGUAUGGCCGGAAAUUUCCAAGGGAUCCCGGUUGGUGGUUAUUGGGAAUAAAUACGAGCGGGAGUGGGGCCAUUCUCCGGUGAAUUUCAUUGAUUUACCGACUCUACUGGGAAUUGUUGAGUCAUAUUUGGAUGCGGGAUUUUAUGUGGUGUACAACAAUCCGGGGAUGUCACUGGAAUCAGACCAUCGGCAGGUUAUUAGGGACGGCACAGAUUUGGGGGACUACGAGGCAUUGCAGAAACGGUUUUGGAACAAUCCACGGUUGCAGAUCAUGCAAAAUCUUCAAAAGCGGUGGCCAGACCUGGGGUUCAAUGACGUGCAGUUCAGAAUGUUGGCGCAGAGCGUAUGUUUCGUGAGUGUGCAGGGAGGGGGCAGCAUUGUGGAGAGCUUCUUUGGUGGAAAGAACAUCAUCUACUUUCGUGAGGGGCAGGAGGUGAAAGGCAGGGCAUAUGAGAGGAUUUACCCGCAGCUGUCUGGAGCGAAGGUGAAGGUGGUAACCAGUUAUGAGGGUCUGGUGAAGAAGGUGGAUGGGAUGAUCAAGAAGAACAAGUGCCAUGCUAAACUUCACUAG